AUGGCACAAUACAAGCCGAUAGAAGCAACUUGGGUCGCUACCCCGUACCUCGUCCACGGCAAGGCAGAGCAGUAUCUGCGCAUCCCAUGCGCGGCGCUCGUCUGGUACUUCUUUUUGUCUGGCGCAAUCGCGCCGUUUCUGCGCAUCACGGACGAGACGGCUGUGGCGUCGCGCCAUUUCAUUGGGUGGCACCUCUUUAGAUGGGUUCGUGCGUACCUGUGCGCGAAUGGAGUGUUUAUGGUGACGUUGUUCCUUGUAGAGAAUAUACGGUGCCUCAUUGCUCCGGGGCCUAGGCAGCUGUCUUUGGCGGACGACUACCAGGAUGGGUACCCGACAAAGGUGGACAAAAUGACCGCCUUCGAGUACGACACCCCAGCUGACACGUAUGAGCGUGUGAAAAUGUUCGGUUUCAUGGUAAGCGGCGUGGCCUUUGUGCGCAUCUUCGCCGCGACAACAAGUAUCUUCCUAGGCCUCUUCACGGCUAGUAUCGCGGGCUACCUCGACCGCCACGCGCAUCCUUGGUGGUUUGGCUUCUGGUCUAGGGUGACGGCUUUUAUCUCUAUUGUGGCCUUCUCCGUGCUCGGCUUGUAUAACGUUCAGCAGUACGGCCAGUUUUCCACCUGCUCGGAGUGCAAGAUCCUCAUUGCAAACCAUAGCUGCGUCAUAGAGGUGAUUUGGCUCUACAUCAUGGGCGGCUUCCCGUCCUUCGUCUCGCGCAAGGAGAACCUCUCCUUUCUCUUCUUCGGCAACGUUGUCCGCGGGAGCUCGAGCAUCUUAGUCGACCGAGAUGCAGCGACGUCACGAGAGCAGGCCAUGACGACAAUCCUGCGACGCGCCGGCGACCUCGCAGCGCCGCAGCUGAUGAUCUUCCCUGAAGGGACGACAGGGAAUCAGCAAGCCCUGUUCAUGUUCAAGAAGGGUGUGUUCGAGGCUGCAGUACCGGUGCAGAUGGUGUGCAUUGCUUUCCCCUACAAGCACUUCAAUCCUGCCUGGACGGGGCGCGGUGUUGGUGGCAAUGGCCUGUGGGAUAUUUUGCUUCGGCUUAGUUGCCAGUUUGUGAACUACGCUGAGGUGCGCCUUCUCCCUGUCUAUCACCCGACCGAGGAGGAGAGGAGGGACCCGAAGCUGUACGCCAGCCACUGCCAGAGAAUGAUGGCAACGGUGCUGCGAGAGAAUAUCAGCGACGCCUCGUUCAGCGACUACAAGGAGGCAUUCCGCCACUUCGCGGAGCUCAAGAAUCGGUGA
Messenger RNA from Leishmania mexicana MHOM/GT/2001/U1103, 1245 nucleotides. RefSeq lists its product as hypothetical. Bases 1 to 1245 code for a protein of 414 amino acids. Lineage: Eukaryota; Euglenozoa; Kinetoplastea; Trypanosomatida; Trypanosomatidae. The record is from RefSeq and is a predicted model, not a curated record. The transcript has a single exon.